Molecule: messenger RNA, 2468 nt
Organism: Manihot esculenta (cassava)
Lineage: Eukaryota; Viridiplantae; Streptophyta; Magnoliopsida; Malpighiales; Euphorbiaceae
Product: probable LRR receptor-like serine/threonine-protein kinase At5g63710
Exons: 11
Coding region: 385-2265 (626 amino acids)
Biological process (GO): protein phosphorylation
Molecular function (GO): ATP binding; protein kinase activity; protein binding
Source: RefSeq, a predicted model, not a curated record
CUAUGAUCCCUGAGCCUGAGUCAGCUUCACUUCGAUUCUAUGCCACGGCAGUGGGGGCAUCUCCCUGUGGUUCCUUUGAUAAAGAAUGGAGAUUAAUUCUAGUAAAAACCCAAAAAGUAGAAAGAUAAGACCAUUAAUUAGUGGGAUUCUCAUUCUCAUCCCACCAAUAACACUUGCACAGUUUCAAGUAGGGCUCUCAUAUUCUCUCCUAUUGGUUUUCCCAGAAUUUCUUUUUGCCUUGGCUUUCCUUUUCCUUCCAUUCUCAAAUGCUUUGUGGGUCCCCUGCACUAAUGCACAAUCUAUUUUCACACUAUCAUAAUCACAGUAUCCAGUUUCCUCUUCUUCUCCUUCUUCUCUUUCUGAUUCGUAGUGGUUGCAUUUGCAAUGGCCAUGGCUAAAACUGAAGCAGAUUUUCCAAAUGGGGGCAAGAGGUUUGAGGAUGAACCCUUCUUAGACACGAACAAAAGUGGCAUGUUUGGAAACUUCUCCAUUUGGCAUCCCCUCAAGCUAGUCACAUACUGCCUUGUGCUCCUUAGUUUUCUAAGCACUGGUUAUCCCUCCAGUGGACCUGACCUUGAAGGUGAAGCUUUGGUUGAGCUUCUAAAAGCACUCAAUGACUCCAAUAACCAAAUAAAAGAUUGGAAUUAUUAUCUGGUGAGCCCUUGCUUUAGUUGGUCUCAUGUUACUUGCACAAAUGGAAGAGUCACAUCCCUGAGCUUGGCAUCAAAUGGAUUUUCAGGAACUCUUUCACCUGCAAUUACGAAACUGAAGUUCUUGGUUAGCUUGGAACUACAGAACAACAGUUUGUCGGGUCCACUGCCUAAUUAUUUCAGCAAUUUGGUGCAUCUAGAAAAUCUGAAUCUUGCAAAAAAUAAAUUCAAUGGUUCUAUACCUGUUUCCUGGGGCCAGCUGUUCAAUUUAAAGCAUUUGGAUCUUUCAGCUAAUGACUUGAUUGGACCAGUACCAGUUCAAUUCUUUUCAAUUCCAGAGUUCAAUUUUACCAUGACAGGUCUUAAUUGUGACUCCAGCCCAAAGCAACCUUGUGUUUCAAGCUCUGCCUUUCCAGUUUCAACCAGCAAGUCAAGACUUAGGAUGAUUGUAAUAGCUGCAAGUUGUGUUGCUUUCAUAUUCCUGCUACUUGGCUUUGCUUAUCGAUCCCAUCAACUACAUAGACUAAAAAGUGACGUCUUUGUGGAUGUUGCUGACACACACACUCUUUUAGGUGAAGAUGAUUGCAAAAUUUCCUUUGGGCAGCUUAAAAGUUUUUCAUGGCGUGAGAUCCAAAUUGCAACUGACAAUUUCAGCGAACACAACAUAAUUGGACAGGGAGGUUUUGGAAAAGUUUACAAAGGUGUCCUUUCUGACAAUACCAAAGUUGCUAUAAAACGCCUUUCAGAUUAUUAUAGUCCUGGAGGAGAAGCUGCUUUUCAAAGGGAAGUUCAACUUAUCAGUGUUGCAGUUCAUAGGAAUCUGCUAAGGUUGAUUGGAUUUUGUACGACUUCCACUGAGAGAAUCCUAGUUUACCCAUUUAUGAAAAAUCUGAGUGUCGCACAUCAAUUGAGAGAUUUGAAACCUGGAGAAAAGGGGUUGGACUGGCAAACGAGGAAGCAUGUGGCCUUUGGUGCAGCUCAUGGACUAGAGUAUCUACAUGAGCAUUGUAAUCCGAAGAUUAUACAUCGUGACUUAAAGGCUGCUAACAUCCUAUUAGAUGAUAAUUUUGAAGCUGUUCUUGGAGAUUUUGGGCUAGCAAAGCUGGUUGAUACAAAAUUGACUCAUGUUACCACCCAGAUACGUGGUACGAUGGGUCACAUUGCCCCAGAAUAUUUGUCCACUGGAAAGUCUUCAGAAAAAACUGAUGUGUUUGGAUAUGGUAUAACCCUUCUUGAAUUGGUAACCGGCCAGCGUGCAAUAGACCUUUCUCGGCUUGAAGAGGCAGAGGAUGUUCUUCUCGUUGAUCAUAUCAAAAAGUUACUUAGGGAAGAUAGAUUGGACGACAUUGUAGAUAGAAAUUUGAAGAGUUAUGACCUUGAAGAAGUUAAGACAAUCGUCCAGGUUGCAUUGCUGAGCACCCAAAGCUUGCCGGAAGACCGUCCCACAAUGGCACAAGUGGUUAAACUGCUACAAGGUGUUGGUCUGGCUGAGAGAUGGACAAAAUGGGAGGAGCAAGCAAGGAAUCAAGAACUCUUACUCAUGUCUCGCCAGUACGCAUGGGCUGAAGAUUCAAGCGUUGAUCAAGAAGCUAUACAAUUGUCCAAGGCUAGAUAGAGCUUUUUAUUUCUGUUGAGCAAUCAAUUUUGAGACUAACUUUUCAUUAACCUAUGAAACCCAGUGGAUUACUGUAAUCUAUACCAUAGAUUGCUGUACAUUAAUUAACAUACUCUAUAAUGAAGUUGCAUGUAAGAUCAAUAUGGUUUGAUCAAAAUAAGUCAGCUUGAUGUGGCUUUUAUCAUUUCUUAUUUUCUGUUCAA